This is a messenger RNA of Nematolebias whitei (Rio pearlfish), 2556 nucleotides long. Its product is annotated as transcription factor HIVEP3. Gene Ontology annotation, biological process: regulation of transcription by RNA polymerase II. Gene Ontology annotation, molecular function: DNA-binding transcription factor activity, RNA polymerase II-specific; RNA polymerase II cis-regulatory region sequence-specific DNA binding. Lineage: Eukaryota; Metazoa; Chordata; Actinopteri; Cyprinodontiformes; Rivulidae. The record is from RefSeq and is a predicted model, not a curated record. Gene Ontology annotation, cellular component: nucleus. Bases 1 to 2556 code for a protein of 851 amino acids. The transcript is spliced from 5 exons.
AUGUCGACAGCCAUCUUGGAUUUUAAUGUGGAGCCAGAGAGAGUCGAGGAGUUCCAGUGGCCUCAGCGUAGCCAGACUCUGGCCCAGCUACCUGCAGAGAAGCUGCCACCAAAGAAGAAAAGACUCCGCUUAGCAGAAGCUUCUCAGUCCUCUGGGGAGUCUAGCUUUGAAUCUUUGUCUCUGCCUCGCAGCCCCAGUCAAGAAAGCAACAUUUCAAGCCUUUCAACUUCUUUUGAGGACACAGUCCGACCCGAACUGGCUGUGUGGGCCUCAGACAGCCAAAGCUCUCAGAUGUUGACAGUACCAUCUGUUUCUCACCAACACCACCAAGGCCACAAGGAGAUGAGGCGUUCUGCCUCAGAGCAGGCCCCAGCUAGCCCACAGCAAACAGAACAGAACUCAGAGAUUAGAAGUAAGUCCUUUGAUUAUGGAUCCUUGUCAUCUCAGCAGUCCACAUCCUCUUGGAAAGAAAGAAGAAAAUUUCUUCUUGUAAAGCAAGCCACUUUAGGUGAACCCGAGCAGGAGAUUGGGGGAACUAUUUGUCAGUUAUCCAGAACUGAAUGUCCAAAACCAGGUCCUUCACACUCUGACCAUCUUUCACUCUACUCUACUGAAGCAAGCUCCUACUUGUACCCUGAAGCUCCAGGAAAGGCCUUGCAGCUAUUACAACCACACAUCUUUCCACCCUCCCAAGACAUGCUCCCUUUGCAGCCCAGCGGACAGCACACUUUCCCAAGAGAAUCAAUAUCGCAGCUGCUCCCUGUCACAUCAGCCAUACCUGAAGUACUGUCCACCCAAAUUAUCCACAGAACUUUCUUACAUUCACACACAGGCUCUCCCCCUGUUCAUACAUAUCCAACUCAGAUCCACAUGCCAGAACAGUUGAGAAUACCACUGCAUCAGCUCCCACCCUUAGUUCCUCUCCCAAUCUCUAGGACUAGAGUAAGCAAUGCCCUGUAUUUUCCUGUACCUUCCAGGCUUACCACAUAUGUUCCUUCCCAAUCUAACACAAGGAACAGACUGCCUGUUUCUUCCAUGCCCUCUUCCCUUAGGCAACAGUCCCUUGUAACCAUCUCAUACCAACAACAACAGCCAGUCAUUGCCACAUGCUUGGCACAGCUUACUCCAGUAGUGUCCCUUGUAGUACCAGUGCGCCUCCAGACUCAUAGACCUACCUUUGCCAGUGCCAUGUACACCACCCUGUCCCAGAUUUUGGCUUCCACACACUCACAGGAGUCAACCUCUUGCACAGCUAUGAUCAUCAUGAGCCAAUCGGCCAUGGGACAGGAAAAGCUGCAUGGAAAUUACCUGAAGGUCCCUUCAACAGACAUCAAGAGCCUUCUUCCACUGUCUAUGCCAAAGGAACUAGCCUCAGGUCCUGAGGAGGGAUAUGGACCACUGGGGCCAGGAGGUAGCAAACGCAUGCUUUCUCCUGCGGCCAGUCUGGAGCUCAGUACUGAGGCUCAGCGUCACCAGAAAAGGGUCAAAGAAGAGGAAGAGGAGGAGCAAUAUAAGAGAGGAGAGGAAGUGGAUGUAAAGCCAAAGGUAAUACAAAAAGAAGAAAGUAAAGCCAGUGAGAAAACACUAGAAGUAAGAGAGAAGAAUCAACCAGACAGGGUAGAUGUGGCAUCUUUAAAAUUAGGAGACCAAAGCAAAAAUGACAAAGAAAAGGAGGGAGAUAAGAAAUCAAAUGAAAUGACAGGUCAUACAAAGAAAGAGGUGUCUACUGCAGAUGUGGGUGUUGCAAGGCCAAGCACGUCUACAUACCCCAGCCUUCGCACCUCCACCUCAGUCAACUGGUGCUACCUUAAUUAUGUUAAGCCCAACCCAUCUGCUCACGAAGAUCCUCAUAACUCUGUUUAUUCCACGUGGAGCAUCAGUGCUCACAACCCCAACUUGCCAGGCCUCAGCACUAAGGUGGCCCUCUCUCUACUGUGCUCUAAACAAAAGCACAGCUCUGAGACAUACACCAUGGCCUCUGCCCCAACACCCGCCAGAGAGAAACAGGCCCUUGCAACUACAGGGACACCACAUAUAUCAGAGGUACAUGCCACCCCACCCAGCACCCCUCCUGAAGUAAAGGACGAGGAUAAGCAUGAUAAGGAGGAACCAAAAGAUGUUGGAGAAGAGGAAGGUCCUUCCACCUCCAAACAAGGCGAGCCUCCUCGAGUUCGUAUCUUCGAAGGAGGGUUCAAGUCCAAUGAAGAGUACAUCUACGUGAGAGGCCGUGGCCGGGGGAAGUACAUUUGUGAAGAAUGUGGCAUUCGCUGCAAGAAGCCUAGCAUGUUGAAAAAGCACAUCAGGACGCACACCGAUGUUCGUCCAUAUACCUGUAAACACUGCAACUUUGCCUUCAAAACCAAAGGAAACCUUACAAAACACAUGAAGUCAAAGGCUCAUGGGAAAAAAUGCCAGGCGGUGGGACUAUCGGAGUCAUCGCUGGACGAGCCAGAGAGUGAGGAAACAGGUACCUCAGAGGACGGGAAUGCAGCUCACACGUUUCCCUUCCGCCCUGCAGAGCCAUCGGUGCGCAGCUGUGUGAAGUUCAGCAUGUAA